AUGGCAGGAGUGAUGGUGGAGUAUGCCCUGGGCCAGAGCAGCCCGGAGGUUCAGUUCCUCGACUCCACCACUGUGGUCACUAUCUGUGGGAAUGCCCUCAGAUUUCAGCAGCUGUCUGGUGGGACUCAGGACACCCGCUUUCUGUGGGGGGCUGGCCGUGGCAUCUCCGCUUUCACGGUCAACACUCGGAAAGGCCUCGUGGCGUACGCAGAAAAGGGCCUGAACCCGUGUAUCUUCGUGCACGACAGCCAGAGCUUGGACUUGCUCACCAAGCUCUCAGGCAAGAACCGUGUUACUACGCCGCCUUUCCUGUAG
Klebsormidium nitens is the source of this 315-nucleotide messenger RNA. The record is from the annotation of a GenBank genome assembly. Lineage: Eukaryota; Viridiplantae; Streptophyta; Klebsormidiophyceae; Klebsormidiales; Klebsormidiaceae.